AUGGAACCCUUCGUCACGUACUCCAAUAGCAUCGUCAAGCCGAUCCAGUGCAGGAGAAAACAGUUCAGCCUCCGAAGAGAUGGGAUGAGUGACUCAUGGUUGGGGAUCGUAUACCCUGAUAAGGAAUUCCAGGACCGUGAGUACUCGUCGGUCUGGUGUGUAGAUUCUGGAUCCGUAGUUCCGGGAUUCCUUUACCGCCAGUUCUCAUCCCCCAAUGACGAUGGCCAUCAUGCCAAUGACCCCCAGGACUGCGUGGGACUUUUGAGAUUCAGGCCUUCAGGAUGA
Molecule: messenger RNA, 285 nt
Organism: Aspergillus tubingensis
Lineage: Eukaryota; Fungi; Ascomycota; Eurotiomycetes; Eurotiales; Aspergillaceae
Exons: 3
Coding region: 1-285 (94 amino acids)
Source: RefSeq, a predicted model, not a curated record